Messenger RNA from Harmonia axyridis, 453 nucleotides. RefSeq lists its product as uncharacterized. Gene Ontology annotation, molecular function: nucleic acid binding. The record is from RefSeq and is a predicted model, not a curated record. The coding region runs from base 1 to 453 and encodes 150 amino acids. The transcript has a single exon. NCBI's taxonomy places the organism in Eukaryota, Metazoa, Arthropoda, Insecta, Coleoptera, Coccinellidae.
AUGAAAGAUUCUGCUGAAAGGGAGCACAUACAGUGGCAUUUCAACCCCCCUUCAGCACCGCAUAUGGGUGGUUUAUGGGAAGCAGGUGUCAAAUCUGUGAAAACCCAUUUGAGCAGAGUUAUAGGAGCUCAAAUUCUCACAUAUGAGGAGUUUUAUACGGUUCUUUGUCUCAUCGAGGCUAUAUUGAACUCUCGCCCGCUAGAAGCAUUGUCUUCAGACCCAGAAGAUGUGUCCGCCCUUUCACCUGGUCAUUUCCUUACCCUUGAACCACUUAAUGCCCUUCCUUAUCCCGAUAUUACCCAACUUCCCUUGAACCGCCUUAGUCGUUGGCAAUGUCUCCAGCGAAUUCAACAAGAUUUUUGGAAACGUUGGCAACGUGAAUACCUGCACACUUUGCAGCAAUGUUCCAAAUGGUACACGCCGGACAAUAAUCCUCCUAAACUUGGAGAUUAA